Messenger RNA from Ceratotherium simum simum (southern white rhinoceros), 2246 nucleotides. It is a transcript of the gene KRT39, whose product is annotated as keratin 39. The record is from RefSeq and is a predicted model, not a curated record. Gene Ontology annotation, cellular component: cytoskeleton. Gene Ontology annotation, molecular function: structural molecule activity. NCBI's taxonomy places the organism in Eukaryota, Metazoa, Chordata, Mammalia, Perissodactyla, Rhinocerotidae. Gene Ontology annotation, biological process: intermediate filament organization; epithelial cell differentiation.
AGACAUCACGUGAAGCUCUGGAUCCAAUGACAGGUAGCAGUUGUGAUGGGUAACAUCUUAGUAACAGCCUAAACGCACAUUUUUAUGAGACAAUUAACUCUUCUUAGGCGAGUAAAAAGCAGACUAAUGAGAUGUUCCUAUGGGAUUUGAUAUAAACAUUAGAAAGGAAAACAUCCUGCCUGCUGCAACACCCCCUAGAGGAAAGGCUAUAUAAGCCCUUCAAGGAGGAAAAAGCCAAGAGGCUUGGAAUUCAGACUCAGUCGCGGUUGCUUGAGCUUUUGAUCCAGGGGACCACAGACUUUGUAAUAAAUCAAAGCUGGACACACCCUAUGGAUACCAAAGGCUAUAUAACAACUAUUUCUUCUUCAACACCAUGCCAAAGCUGCUCUAGGAUUACAAAUUUUAGGACCAUCUCUUCUAACACCAACUGCCAGCAUGGUGGUCUUAAAGCCAACAGCUGCCAACCAACAGGUCAUGUUCUGAAGACUCGCCAGACCCCAGGCUGCCAACACACUCCUUGCUUGUGUCUCACGCCCAUCUGCUUAAUAAGCAAUUUCAACGCCUGUCCCUCUGCGGAUGAUUGUGGCUGGGGUGGUGAAGGCAUCAACAGUAACGAGAAAGAGACCAUGCAAGUCUUGAAUGACCGCCUUGCUAACUACCUGGAAAAGGUGCGAAUGCUGGAACAAGAGAACGCUGAACUGGAGUGUAAAAUCCAGGAAGAGAGUAACAAAGAGCUCCCUGUCAUCUCUCCUGACUACCUGUCCUACUAUGCUACCAUUGAGGAGCUCCAGCAGAAGAUCUUGUGUACCAAGGCUGAGAAUUCCAGACUGGUCUCACAAAUUGACAACACCAAACUGGCUGCCGAUGACUUGAGAGCCAAGUAUGAAGCUGAGGUGUCCCUACGCAAGCAGGUGGAGGCAGAUGCCAAUGGUGUACAGCACAUCCUAAAUGCACUGACCCUGGGCAAAGCUGACCUGGAGGCACAAGUCCACUCUCUGAAGGAGGAGCUCAUUUGCCUCAAAAACAACCAUGAAGAGGAAAUCAAUUCCUUACAGAGCCAGCUUGGAGACAGACUCAACAUUGAAGUGACCACUGCCCCUUCUGUUGACCUAAACCGGGUUCUACAAGAAAUGAGAUGUCAGUAUGAGUCCAUCAUGGAGACAAACAGCAGAGAUGUGGAACAAUGGUUCAACACACAGACGGAGGAGUUGAACCAACAGGUGGUGACCGGCUCUCAGCAGCAGCAAUGCUGCCAGAAGGAGAUCAUUGAACUGAGACGUACCAUGAACAUUCUGGAGGUUGAACUUCAGGCCCAGCACCGAAUGAGAGAUUCCCAGGAAUGCAUCUUGGCAGAGACGGAGGCCCGCUAUGCGGCCUUGCUGGCCCAGAUCCAGCGUCUGAUCGAUAACCUGGAGGCUCAGCUAGCAGAGAUCCGAUGUGCCCUGGAAAGACAGAACCAAGAAUACGAGAUUCUGCUGGACGUCAAGUCCCGGCUGGAGUGUGAGAUUACCACAUACCGCAGCCUUCUGGAGAGCUUGGACGGCAAGUUUGCCUGUAACCCGUGUGCCAUCAAAUGUGAGCCUUCCACUUGCACAUUCAGUAAGGCCAGAGCCAAAGAAUGCACAUCUCCUAUUUACAUGUCCUCAGCCCCCCGUGAGAUAUGCGAGCCCUGCAGUGCCUGUGGAGCCCUGUCCCGGAUACUGGUUAAAAUCUGCACCAUCACCAAGGAGAUUAAGGAUGGCAAAGUCAUUUCUUCUCACGAGCAUGUGCAGCCUUGCUUCAUCACCAGACCUGCCAAAGUCUAACAUCUCAAGUGAUGAAAAUGACCCUCAUUCAUGAAAGAGAGGCCAGUACUUGCUCCUGCCAAAAAGGUUUAAGAACCCUUCAGGUACUCAGUUUCUUACUACUAUAGCAGGUCCCCAUUGCUAAAUAGAAUAUCUUUCAUUCUGCUCCUUCCCUAGGUCACUGCUGCCAACAUGAUAAUAAAUGACAUUUAUCUGGGAGCACAUUUCCCAUUUAUCUGAGGGACGAAAACUGAUUUGUAAGUGCCCAUGAAGCUGACCUACAUUACUUGACUCCACAGGUGAUGGUCAGGUUUCUCUUUUGUUUACUCAGGCCUUGUUUACUUACGUUCCUCAUUAGAGCCAGUCAGACAAGUUCUAGGAUUGUUUUUGGCCAAGGCACACGAAGGUGAAAAGCUACAACCUUCUCUUCUAAACUCCUUUUUGGGAUAUAGAAAGAAUCCU